UAAAAUAUGUGACAAACAAUGUCAAUGAACAUUUUCAUUGUGCAGUAGUUUUUUAGUUAUAUUUUUAAUAAUUUUAAGUUGUUGAUUUAUUUCCACCUAAAUUCUUGUUAAAAUGGCUAAUCCAGUUCCCUCACCAGAGGAUAUGCUCACCUGUCCGUUCAUCUGUCCGCAGACUGAGGCAGGCUCUGAUAACAAGCAGGUAUACUUGCAAGCGGGGCAUAGACGAAAAGGCGAGAAUCCUUACGCAUCUCCUUACGUGCCUGGCCUCAUUAAACCACCAGAGAAGAAGAUCUACCCCCCUAAUGCACCGCCUCAGUAUCUCCCUCAGCCGACGGACAGCACCAGCGGCGACUUCCUCGGGAUGGGGCCUAUCGGACCCUGGGCUCCCGGCCACGUGAACUGGACGCCCCAAGCCGGCAUGACGGGCGUCCGACCUGUAGUCGACAAAUAUUCCAUCACUCACUAUUCUACCGGAGAAUGGAGAAGGCAUAACUUGUACAUGUUGACUCCAAAAGCGACUGACAAAGCAAAAGCGUUAGAUGCUUCCAUCAAAAAUGAUCUUAAAAACGCUUUUGACAGUUUAGAUAAGAAGCAGAGUGAAACUACAGAUACUUUAAAGUCGAGAGUUAAAGAUAUGGCUUAUUGGAAGAAACAGGUGGAGAAAGCUCUAAAUGCAAUGAAACACGAAAUCAAGACUCUAGAUGCUGAUAGAGCCAAAUUAAAGAGUGCUUGCAGAAUUUUGAUGUUGCCUGAAGCUAUUUCAAGAGAAUGCUUAGAACUCCGUACUCAUAGGUAUGAACCAGAUUUGGUAAGAGAUGAUGCUGAACAAGAAUUAAUAAAAGAAGUGGCCAUCGUUGGAGAAAUAAGGCGGGUGUUCCAGGAAACUUUGGCGAAGGUAGAAACGCAGAUGGCUUAUAAUAGAGCAGCUAAAGCUAGUAUUGAGUCAGAUUGGAGUGACAAGAUGACAUCUUUGAAGGUAGAUAGUAAAAAUUUACAUAUGACGCCUGAAUCGAACCUGAUCCUUCAUCAUCCGGGAUCAGCUCGGUGGACUGAAAAUGCAACUACUCUAGAAUUUUGGGAGCAUUUUUGCAAGGAGAGUAUUAGAAACUGUGAUGAAGUUCGGCAGAAGUCUGCCGACUUGCGAGCCGACUUGAUGACAGCAAUCAUAAAAGGGUCUCAAGAUAUGAAAAUCCAAGCUGAUAGAACGAAUUAUGCGCUCGGAGAAACAGUGGCCGCAACAGAACAAUUAUGUGCGAAGCUCGAAGAAACUUUGAAGGACAAUUUGCAGACUAUCGCCAAUGUAGAGAAGCUUAUUGACCAUUUGAAUGAUUCACUGAGAGAAGUAAAUGAGCGAGACAAACUGUCGGGCACGAGGUUACAGAAUCGGAACUACAAUAGGCCUAAUGUGGAAAAUUGCAGAGAUAAGGCUCAGUAUGCCCUGAUGGGCGAAGCGAAGUUUGUUAAAGAGACUGUUGACUCGCUAAAUGGCAAAUUGAGAGAGGCUGAGGCUGUGAGAGCAGAACUCAUGAAGUAUAGAGGACAACUCGAGAGGGAGAUCGCAUGCAAGAGAAAAAGUUUGAACAUAGAUCAGGACAGGCUCGCGAGGGUAAGAGCACAUUUACCCUCACCUGAAGAAUUCGCUAAUGCUUAAGAGUGUACACAAAUUGAAGAGUCAAUAAAAAAUCAGUUUUAAAACCUCA
This is a messenger RNA of Helicoverpa armigera (cotton bollworm), 1700 nucleotides long. It is a transcript of the gene Tektin-A, whose product is annotated as tektin-4. The record is from RefSeq and is a predicted model, not a curated record. Gene Ontology annotation, cellular component: nucleus; microtubule cytoskeleton. Gene Ontology annotation, biological process: cilium movement involved in cell motility; cilium assembly. NCBI's taxonomy places the organism in Eukaryota, Metazoa, Arthropoda, Insecta, Lepidoptera, Noctuidae. Bases 113 to 1651 code for a protein of 512 amino acids. The transcript has a single exon.